Molecule: messenger RNA, 1152 nt
Organism: Schistosoma mattheei
Lineage: Eukaryota; Metazoa; Platyhelminthes; Trematoda; Strigeidida; Schistosomatidae
Source: the annotation of a GenBank genome assembly
AUGUCUUGUCGACCUCAACUAAUUGGCAGAUCACCUUUGGGACAAUUGAAGUCCGAAGGAUUAUUAACAUCAGAAUGUAAAUAUCAUUCAUGUCAAGGAAAACUAACCAUUCCAAAUAUCUGUCAAGAUUUGAAAUUUUCAACUGAUGAUCUUAUGGAUGAAGGAGAAAUUGGUCGAGGAGCAUAUGGAUUUGUUAAUCGUAUGGUUCAUAGACCUACGAAAACAGCUAUGGCAGUUAAGAGAAUACGUUCAACGUUAAAUGAACGUGAACAAAGAAAUACAUUGAAAGAUUUAGAUGUUGUUAUGAAUUCAGCAAAUUGUCCAAAUAUUGUUCUAUUUUAUGGUGCAAUAUUUACAGAAGGUGAUUGUUGGAUAUGCAUGGAAAUGAUGUCUACAUCAUUAGAUAAAUUUUAUAAAUUUGUUUAUAAUUAUUUACAAUCACGAAUCCCUGAAAGUAUUAUUGGGAAAAUUACUACAGCUACUGUUUCAGCACUUGAUUACUUGAAAACUGCUCUUAAAGUCAUUCACCGAGAUGUAAAACCAUCAAACAUUCUGAUCGAUUGUAACGGUAAUGUGAAAUUAUGUGACUUUGGUAUAUCUGGUCAGUUGGUUGAUAGUAUUGCUCGAUCACGUGAUGCUGGUUGUAAACCGUAUAUGGCGCCAGAACGUAUUCAUCCAGAGUUAAGCGCUAAUGGUUAUGAUAUACGUUCAGAUGUAUGGAGUUUAGGCAUUACUUUGAUUGAAUUAUCCACUGGACAAUUUCCUUAUCCAUCAUGGAAUUCCGUAUUUGAACAACUCACUUGUGUAUUAGAUAAUGAUUCACCUAGUUUACCGGAAUACUUACCAAAAUCUAUUCAAAAUUCAUCAUCAACUACAACACUUGUCAAUAUUGAAUAUUCUAAUAAUUCAAAUGAAUCUUAUUCAUCAUCAUCAUCAUCAACAACAGAUUUUUCAUCUGAAUUUCGUAAUUUUGUUUCACAGUGUUUACAGAAAGAUGUGAGAUGUCGACCGAAAUAUCAAGCACUUAUGCAUCAUCCAUUCUAUUUACGUUCAUUAAGUGAAUUUAUUGAUGUUGGAAAAUAUUUUCAAUCGAUAUUAAAUAAAGUUCCUCCUCAUAUGAAUAUGAAUGAAUUAAGUCAAACUCACAGUUGA